AAAUUAAUAACCGACAAGUAAAUUUUUUAAGAUGGCGCCAAAAUAAAGAUGGCGAUUAAAACAAAAGAAACUUCCGCGUUGCAUUAGUAAUCAAAACGUGAAAUUUAUUUUACAGUAAUGACGUAUGUAGUUGAUGUACGUGAAUUAUUUUAAAUAUAAAAUAAUAAAGUAAAAGUGCGCGAUAAAAAGUAUAUAAUAAUAAUUAAUUUAUAAAUUUUAAACGAGUGACAUUCAGAUGUCAGUUGAUGCUGGGUUGGGUUCUGUCUAAUUGUUGGGUUUUUAAAUACCGUUUUUGAUCUAUUAAUAUUUAUUUAAAUUUAAAAAAUAUAAAACAACAAUAAACUCUUGUGUUUAUUGUGUUUAUUGUCAUUGUCGUCGUUACUUUAUUAUUUUAUUGUUUAAAGAGCUGAGACGUCAAGAGACAAAAGUUUGAACAAAGUUUGCGUAAGAUGUGUAAAAGGACGUCUCGGUCUCGUGUUUUUAUUUCCCGGACGUUUUUUGCUUAUGAACGAUCAAUUUUACGUGGAUAUUAUAUUUUUUUGUCUAUACCUUUAUACUUUUCAUUCAUUCUUUCAUUCAUUCGUUUAUUGAUUCGCGAUUUAAUUAUUCCCGCGGUAUUUAAAAAUAAAUGUUAUUGUUUAAAAAAACAAUUGUUUAAAUUGAUUAAAUAAAAAUGCGACGUUUGAAUUUAUGGCAGCGGUCAGUUGACUAAUGGUCUCGAGGUCAAGAAGAUGAUAAUGAUAAUGAUGAUGAUGAUGAUGACACUUUGAGAAUUAUUAUAUUUACCUGUGUGAUCUAUAUAUUUGUUGCUGGAUAAAUUUUCAAAACUAUUGGACUACUGAUGCUCAUCACGGCAUCUACAGCAGCUCCUUUAGCGAGCGUUCACGUUAAAUUUAUUUCACCUCCUCAUAUUUACGAGCAUCAACUUACUACUGAUGGACAGAAUACGAUUACACAGAAAUCAUUUCUCUCAAUAGGACGACGUUCUGCCGAUUUUGGUAACAAAAUAUCAUCAGGAUUUUUAAAAUCACCUCGUGCUUUGACGGCUUCGUCAUUCGGAGCGAGAAAUCCUGAAGCUUUGUGGCCAAACGGAGUUUUUGUUGCACCUGUUGAUGUCAAUGAUUUAGGAUUUAGUUCUCAGGAGUCGUCGCAUCUGACACCUGACUUUACAAAUGGUCUAGCAUAUCCAGAUCCAUUAUUACUGACUGACGAAGCUGCAGUGUCAGCAAUAAGACGUCUUUAUGGUCGGACUGGAUUAUUUUUCCAUGAAAUACCACAUCUGAGAUCAUUAUUGAGACUACAGCAGGAAAGACGAUUAAAUGGCCUUGAUGAUAACGUACUGGGUAGCCUCAGGCCUGGAUCACCUUUCUACAAUAGUAGAGUUUAAGAAAGUACUGAUGAUCUAGCUAGACCGAUUGAAUUAUUCAUAAAGUACUAAACUCAUAACUUAUAAUAAAUAAAUAAUUUUUAUAGCAUACUAACUUAGUCAAUUGUUUACUUGAAUGUUUUAUUUUGCGCAAUAUAUAGGCGGUGUUACAAUUCUACUCACAACAUCUCUACUCAAGGGAAGUAACUACAACUCUACUCUCUAAACAUGAAUUAGUGAAAUAAGUGAAUAUUCACUAAUUCAAAGUGCCAAUCAUACCGCUUUGUGGAAUUAGUGGUACGAUUUUCACUCUGAAUUAGUGAAUAUUCUCUUAUUUCACUAAUUCAUGUUUAGAGAGUACUCAUUCACAAUUUUACUCAGCCUCAACUCUACCCACUCACAGUUUUACUCAGCCUUAACUCUACUCACAGUUUUUUUUUACUCAGGUUUAAAUCUACUCAGUUAUAUCUUUAUUCAGCUUCAACUAGACUCAGCGACAACUUUACUCACAAAGAAUUGCUAUUUUACCGAUAGGCUAAAAUACGUGAGUAGAGUUGAAGCUGAGUAAAGAUACAACUGAGUAGAGUUAAACCUGAGUAAAAAAAACUAUGAGUAGAGUUGAGUCUGAGUAAAAUUAUGAGUGAGUAGAACUUUAACUACUUCCCUUAAGGCGUAACGGUAACCGAUUUUCAAUUCAAUUUAAUUUACGGACAAAUACUAGAAACCUAAAAUAUAAGGUCUUUAGCGUUUUUUAAAACCUUAACAGAGGGCUAGAAAUUUCGUAUUUUCAAAAAUUCUAAUUCGUCUUUGAGAAAAAUUGUUUUAAAAUUCUCAUUUACUCAACGAGUGCAACAAAGACAGUCCCAUUUAUUUUUCUGAGUGUGAGAAAGAGGUCCGGUAGCGUAUCCCUUUAAGUAGAAAAGUUGUGAGUAGAAUUGUAAUACUGCUCAAUACAUAUUUUCAAAGUCGUAGCAGUAACACUAAAAUUAUCAUUGCACGACUCAUGAUGCGAAGCAUCACAGUGUGCUUUACGAUCAAAAAAUUUUUUUCGCCUCACUUCGGCAACUAUUUAAAAUUUAUUUGUACUUAUAUUUGGGUUUUAUAUUUACAUUUACACGUACAAUUAGUUAAUUGUCAUUAAUAGUCUUUGUAAAGUAUUCAAUUACUUUAAGGCAAUCCAUCACCGCGACACUUGUAAUAUAAUCAGAGCAAUUAUACAAAUAAUAUUAGGAGUUACUGUUGUGCUGCUGUUACAUAAAUCACCGCGACAAAAACACAUAUAGACAUUUUUAUAAUUCUUCAUUGUAUAAGCACAUCGUUCUUCACCGUCGUCUGGACCUCUUUGUAAACACAUUCUUUGUGUCGCUGUACCAUACUCUGAAAAAAAAAAUUUUUUUACUAUCAAAUAAUUAUUAAUUUUUUUAUUUUUUUAAUUAAUAAUUACAUUCCAUUACUAACUGCUGUAGGAUACAUAAAUUUCCGUAGCUAAAUUAUUUUUUUUUUAAGCUUCAAUUAAUGAUUUAAUUAUCACGCAGCAAUAAAAAAAUAAAAUAAUUAAUCAUUGAUAAAAAAUGAAUUAAAAUUAAUUGAUAAAGUAAUUAAUCAUUUAUAAUAUCUGAUAAAAAGUUAAUGUCUUGAUUAAUUUUUAAUGUAAUGGAAAUUUUUAUUUUGUUGUUUACUUCAAAUUUUUUAAUGUUUUUUGUUCAUCCGGUGUACAAAUAAAGUAACGAUUAAUAAUUUAAGUGACAGAACGAAAACAAAAUUAAAUAUUCACAGCUACCACGUGAUAUUUUGUCAGUUUAAGGUGACCUUUGAAGAUGACUCACUUUUAUUUUUUGAAAAAAAAUUAGUGUAUAAUUUUUAUUAAAAAUUUAUGUAAAUUUAAUUCCGUUUCGAAAUUAAUUUUCACGAGGGCGUAAAAUAAAAAUAAAAAUUAAAACAGAAAAAUUUCAUUAAUUUUUUAAAAAAUUGUAAAACUGUUACGCAGUAAAAAAAAAGUUACUAUACAGCAAAUUAAAAUAUUAGUCGUUAAAAAUGUAAAUAAAAAUAUAUUAAACCGUUGAAAUUAUUAAUAAUAUCGCGUGCCGAAUGCCAAAAGGGCGUAUAAUUUUUUUUUUUGGUGCCAAUCGUUUUGUAAACAUGUUCUAAGUCUCAAAAUAAAAAAAAAAUUUCCAAAGCCAAAAGGGCGUAUAUCUUCAGAUACGCCCUUUUGGCGUUAGUACGUCAAAAUUUUUUUUUCUGCAGAUCUUUACGUUUCGAGCGAUUCUAAAAAGAAUGGCAAAAAAAAAAUUUUUUAUACGCCCUUUUGGCAUGGAACCCUGUCUAACUGCUGUAAUACGCCCUUUUGGCAUUUGGCACGCGAUAUAAUAAAUAUUAAAUAAUAAUAAUAAAAGUACCAUUAUUCAAGUUCGGUGACUCAAUAAUUUUACCGCACCAUCCAGAAGCACAAGGAAUGGCUUCAACUCCAUGCUCUUUUUCAAUCAACGUAAUAUUUGUCGUGAAAGGAUCUUUGCAUGAUCCCAGCUCUCCUCUCGACCUGCAGUUGACACAUCUCCGUAACAAACCUAAAAGGUCAUGCAUCUAGUUUCAAAUUAUCUCAUAUUUUUAAAAAUAUAUGCCUGUCAUCAAAUUUUCUUUUCAAUACACGAGAAAAAAUAGACCAGACAAUCGCAAAAAAAAAAACUAUCCUAAUUAAUUUAAAAAGUAACGAACAAAUGAGAACAAGUUGUCAUUGAACUCAUCGGAUGAGUGAAAGUAAAUAUAUAUGUAUUGGAAUUCCAAACUCACCGUCAACAUUUUUAAAUCCCAGAAUACUCAGCGCAACUGUAAAACAAACUAUCCACUUCAUUGUCUAUUUAAUUAAAGUAAAGUAACUUAAUUAUAAUUACAAUUAUAAAUAUAAAUAUUUUUAAAAAAAUUAUUUAAAAAUUCGAAGAAAUUUGUUGUAAAUUUAUUGACAAAAAAGAUAAAAUUUAAAUAGAAUCUGAGUGUUUUUAGUACACAGCCAUGUUGGAACACAGACUCAGACUGAAACUUCUUCAGAACCGGACACAAGUUUGAGGCCUUUCACUUUGUUAUAUACAUCUUGAGUCCAUGUAAGCACCGUGUGCAUGUAGACCAAUACUAAUAUAUAAAUUAACAGUUAAAUCGAGAUCUGAGGACUCAUAUUGUCUAUUAUAACUGCCGCGUUAAAAGUAAAUAAAUAAAUAUUUAAUUUGUUAAUUAGUUGAUUAACAAUAAAAUUUUUUUGAUAUAAAAUCGAACGGAGUUUAAAUUAAAUUUAUCCAAUAGCUUCGGCCAUCCACAAAAGUUCCCGGUCCUCGUCAUAGUUUUCUUUCUUAGCGCGAUCUUCCAAAUACAUUUCAUAAGUAUACUUUAGAUAUUUAUGGCGGUUUUUACAUAUAAGGAAUACUCUUGCGCAGUAAACGAAGAAUGCCAUCAAUAAAGCGUAGCCGAUAUACUUCAUAUGUCUCAGGACAGCUGGAAAAAUUGGUUAUUUUUUUAGUAAUCCGGGAGUAAUUUUUAUGUAAUUAGUAAUUAGUUAUGAGGUAGAACUUAAGUGAUGGAGGAAACGAAAUUUGAAUUUAAAAAGUAUGCAAUAGUGCGCAUGUGUGUAAAUUGCGGGGAUAUUGAUGUUUGGGAUUGCUAAUAGAUGGCGAUUGAUUGGUAGUUGGGAGAUUACUUCGCGCAGGUGCUUGUUAUGAUAGUUGUUUAGUAUAUAUAAAAGUUUUGUAGGAGGAGUUUAUGUACUUGCUUCGGCAGUACAUAUACUAAAAUUGGAACGAUACAGAGAAGAUUAGCAUGGCCCCUGCGCAAGGAUGACACGCAAAAUCGUGAAGCGUUCCACAUUUUU
This is a messenger RNA of Microplitis mediator, 5219 nucleotides long. RefSeq lists its product as uncharacterized. The record is from RefSeq and is a predicted model, not a curated record. Lineage: Eukaryota; Metazoa; Arthropoda; Insecta; Hymenoptera; Braconidae. The coding region runs from base 842 to 1387 and encodes 181 amino acids. The transcript has 5 exons.